Messenger RNA from Frankliniella occidentalis (western flower thrips), 2290 nucleotides. RefSeq names its product cationic amino acid transporter 3-like. Gene Ontology annotation, cellular component: plasma membrane. Gene Ontology annotation, biological process: transmembrane transport; amino acid transport. NCBI's taxonomy places the organism in Eukaryota, Metazoa, Arthropoda, Insecta, Thysanoptera, Thripidae. The record is from RefSeq and is a predicted model, not a curated record. Bases 244 to 2121 code for a protein of 625 amino acids. The transcript has 10 exons. Gene Ontology annotation, molecular function: amino acid transmembrane transporter activity.
CGCCUGCUUUGCAGCCGUGGUGUGAGCCUGUGUGAGUGUGUGUGAAAUCUGCGCGCCAGAGGAGAGCGCCCCGCCGCGGCGCCUCGCGUCUUUCCGUCAGCGACCGCCGCGGGGAACGGACGACGUCGCCGCCGUGCCGACCCGCCAUCGCCGCGCGGUAUCGCCACCGCGAGCACGCCACUCUCCGCCACGCCGCGGAGCAGGACCAGAAGCACACCGGCACACUAGGAGCGGACCGGCGACAUGUUAACAGCACUGCAGAGGGCGGCGGCGUCGCUAUGGAAGGCGACGUGGCGCAAGAAGCACCUGGACGACGGCCCGUCGGAGCUGGCGCGGGUCCUGGGGCUGCUGGACCUGACGGCGCUGGGCGUGGGCUCCACCAUGGGCCUGGGCGUGUACGUGCUGGCGGGCACCGUGUCGCGGACCCAGGCCGGCCCCGCCGUCGUCAUCUCGUUCCUCAUCGCCGCCAUCGCCAGCGUCUUCGCGGGCCUCUGCUACGCUGAGUUCGCGGCGCGCGUGCCCAAGGCGGGCUCGGCCUACGUGUACGCCUACGUGGCCGUCGGGGAGGCGAUCGCCUUCAUCAUCGGCUGGACCCUCAUCCUGGAGUACGCCAUCGGCACGGCGAGCAUGUCGCGGGCCGUGUCGAGCUACGUGGACAAGCUGGUGGGCAACCAGAUCAGCGCCUUCCUCAACGGCACCGUGCCCAUGAACGUGCCCUACAUGGCCGAGUACGCCGACUUCUUCUCGCUCUUCAUCGUCAUCGUCAUCACGCUCCUGCUCGCCUUCGGCGUCAAGGAGUCCUCGUACGUCAACAUGGUGUUCACGUUCGUCAACCUGGCGACCGUCAUCACCGCCUUCAUCACCAGCUCGAUCUACGCCGACCCCCACAACUGGUCGCUCAGCCUCGACGAGAUCCCCGCCCAGUACCGCGACGCCGCCGGGACGGGCGGCUUCAUGCCGUUCGGCUUCAAGGGCGUCAUCCAGGGCGCAGCCACCUGCUUCUUCGGCUUCGUCGGCUUCGACUGCAUCGCCACCACCAGCGAGGAGACCAGGAACCCCCGGCGCAACAUCCCUCUCGCCAUCGUGAUCUCGCUGAUCAUCAUCUGCACCGCCUACUGCGGCGUGGCCACGUCGCUCACCCUCAUGUGGCCGUACUACAGCCAGGACUCGGACGCGCCCUUCAGCUACGCCUUCCAGGAGCUGGGCCUCCACGCCGUGCGCUGGAUCGUGACGGUGGGCGCCGUGUUCGCGCUCGCUACCAACCUCCUGGGCUGCAUGUUCCCGCUGCCGCGCAUCCUGUACUCGAUGUCGACCGACGGCAUCCUCUUCAAGUUCCUGGGCAACAUCAACCGGCGCACGCAGACGCCCGUGAUCAGCACGCUGCUGGCGGGCGCGCUGGCGGGCGUCAUGGCGCUGCUCUUCGACCUGUCGCAGCUCAUCGAGAUGCUCUCCAUCGGUACGCUGCUCGCCUACUCCAUCGUGGCCCUCUGCGUGCUCGUGCUGAGGUACACGGCGUACGUGGAGCCCGCCAAGACCGACAAGGACGGCCAGCCGGCGGCCGACCGCUUCCUCGCCGCGACCCGGGCCCUGGGCGCGCUCGUCAACUGGGAGCGGUCGUCCGUGCCCACGGCCGUGUCCACGGGCGCCGCCGGCAUCCUCGUCGCCGCCUUCGCCGCGCUGGCGCUCGCGCUCUGCGUGCUCCUGGGCGACGCGGGCGCCUCGCUGUACGGCGACCCUGGGCCCUGGGCCGGUCCGCUGCUCGCCCUGAGCGUGCCCCUGCUCGUCGUCCUCCUGCUGCUGUGCCGGCAGCCCCAGGCCAGAGUGGACCACCUGUCCUUCUCGGUGCCGUGCCUCCCGGUGAUCCCGGCGCUCAGCGUGUUCCUCAACUUCUACCUGAUGGUGGAGCUCCGCGCCGAGACGUGGGUCCGCUUCACGGUCUGGAUGUUCCUCGGUCUCGUCGUGUACUUCUCGUACAGCGUGCGGCACAGCGGGGAGCGGCCGUGCAACAGGCCGGCGCCACCGGCCGGCGCCAACGGAGCGCCCCCCACCGCCUCGCCCGCCGAGGCCAAAGCCGAGGCCGCCACCACCUACAAGCACGCCGAGGGGAUGACACACCUGUGAUAUAACUUAAAGACUUUCUUACUUAUUUAAUGCUAAGGGCUGGAGGGCGGGCGGUCGGAGCUGUCCCCCGAAACACACGUGAUACGACAAAACCGGGUGCGGCUAGUCUGCUUCCGAAUUUUGUGUGAUUUGUUUUAAAUAAACGCCCCAAAAGGUAGGGGGUCGACGA